Mangifera indica (mango) is the source of this 2849-nucleotide messenger RNA. Its product is annotated as elongator complex protein 2. Gene Ontology annotation, molecular function: protein binding. The transcript is spliced from 10 exons. Gene Ontology annotation, biological process: tRNA wobble uridine modification. Gene Ontology annotation, cellular component: elongator holoenzyme complex. Bases 131 to 2653 code for a protein of 840 amino acids. NCBI's taxonomy places the organism in Eukaryota, Viridiplantae, Streptophyta, Magnoliopsida, Sapindales, Anacardiaceae. The record is from RefSeq and is a predicted model, not a curated record.
UCUCCUCUCUUUCCCAAACUUAGCUAAGAACUAAAAAUCUAAACUUUUAACACUUUGGCCGCCUUCUGCCAAUGCUACUGCUACAGAAAUCGAACUCGCUCUCUCUCUGAUUUUUUUUUAUCUCAUUAAAAUGAGUAAUAAUUUUAGUGGUGAAGUAGAAGUAAACAGAGUGUUCAUAGGAGCAGGCUGCAACAGAAUUGUCAACAACAUAUCAUGGGGUGCCUGUGGUUUCGUCUCUUUUGGCUCCCAAAACGCCGUCGUUAUAUUCUGCCCCAAGACUGCUCAGAUUCUGACUACGCUUCCAGGUCAUAAAGCUUCUGUGAACUGCACCCACUGGCUUCCUAGUAAUAAGUUUGCCUUUAAAGCUAAACAUUUUGAGCAUCAUUAUCUGCUUUCUGGAGAUACUGAUGGUGUGAUUAUUCUAUGGGAACUAUCCCUUGCUGAUGGAAAGUGGAAGAAUGUAUUACAGUUACCACAAUCACACAAAAAAGGUGUUACUUGCAUUACUGGUAUUAUGGUUUCAGAAACUGAUGCCAUAUUUGCAUCUACUUCUUCUGAUGGUUCAGUUUAUAUCUGGGAGGUGGUUCUUCCAACAACUCCUGGAGGUGACUGCAAAUUAUCAUGUCUGGAUUCACUUUUUGUUGGUUCAAAGGCUAUGGUGUCACUCUCAUUAGCAGAAUUGCCAGGAAAUGAUAGGCAUUUAGUUCUGGCCAUGGGGGGUUUGGAUAAUAAGGUUCAUCUUUACUGUGGGGAGAGAACCGGAAAGUUUGUUCAUGCUUGUGAGUUAAAAGGGCAUACAGAUUGGAUUCGGAGUUUGGACUUCUCUUUACCUGUAUGCAACGGUGAAGAGGCAACUCCUGUUCUUCUUGUAAGUUCAUCUCAGGACAAAGUCAUACGCAUAUGGAAGAUGGCUUUACGAGGUUCUUCAGCGAACACUCAGGGUACAUACAGGAAAGAGGAAAUAAGCCUGGCUUCAUACAUUGAAGGUCCUGUGUUUGUGGCUGGCUCAUCCUCUUAUCAAAUAUCAGUGGAAUCUCUUCUAAUUGGCCAUGAGGAUUGGGUGUACUCAGUGCAGUGGGAACCUCCUUCAGCUGCACCAUCAGAUGGGGUGGCCUAUAAACAACCCUUAAGCAUUUUAUCCGCAUCAAUGGACAAAACAAUGAUGAUUUGGCAACCUGAAAAGACAACUGGUAUCUGGAUGAAUGUAGUCACUGUUGGAGAAUUAAGCCAUUCUGCUCUAGGGUUUUAUGGUGGCCAUUGGAGCCCAGAUGCUCAGUCAAUCUUGGCACAUGGAUAUGGUGGAUCUUUCCAUCUGUGGAAAAAUGUUGGUGUUGAUGUAGAUAACUGGCAACCACAAAAAGUUCCCUCUGGGCACUUUGCUGCAGUGACAGAUAUUGCAUGGGCUAGGUCUGGUGAAUACGUGCUCUCAGUCAGUCAUGACCAGACAACUCGUGUAUUUGCUCCAUGGCACGAUGUAGCUCCUCCCACAAGUACGGACUCCUGGCAUGAAAUUGCUCGCCCUCAAGUUCAUGGUCAUGAUAUUAAUUGUGUGACCAUCAUUCAAGCGAAGGGUAACCAUCGAUUUGUCUGUGGAGCUGAUGAGAAAGUUGCUAGAGUGUUUGAAGCUCCUUUGUCUUUUUUGAAUACCUUGAAUCAUGCCACCUCUCAAAACUCUAGUUUUCCUGAAGAUCUUCAAGUAGGUAUACAGAUUUUGGGUGCGAAUAUGUCUGCUCUUGGGCUGUCACAGAAGCCUAUAUAUGUUAAUGCUACACGUGAGGCCCAAGAUAGAACUGGCAAUAACGGUCUUGACACCCUUGAAAGCAUUCCAGAUGCAGUUCCGGUUACGUUUACCGAACCUCCCAUUGAAGAUCAGCUAGCAUGGAAUACAUUAUGGCCAGAGUCGCAUAAACUUUAUGGUCAUGGGAAUGAACUGUUUUCACUAUGCUGUGACCACAACGGGAAGCUUGUUGCUUCAUCAUGUAAGGCCCAAUUGACUGCAGUAGCAGAAAUAUGGUUAUGGGAAGUGGGUUCAUGGAAGGCAGUUGGUCAUUUGCAGUCUCAUAGCUUAACAGUGACUCAGAUGGAAUUCUCGCAUGACGAUAAUCUCCUUUUGUCCGUCUCAAGGGAUCGCCAGUUCUCUGUCUUUUCAAUUCAAAGGACAGAUUUUGGUGAAAUAAACUAUCAACUUUUCGCAAGGCAAGAGGCCCACAAAAGAAUAAUAUGGUCAUGCUCUUGGAACCCAUUUGGUCAUGAAUUCGCAACAGGUUCAAGGGACAAGACAGUGAAGAUAUGGGCUGUGGAAAACAAAUCCGUUAAACAGAUUCUGACUUUGCCACCGUUCAACAGCAGUGUCACUGCCCUCUCGUGGUUUGGUCUUGAUCGUGAGAUAAACCAUGGAUUUCUCGCUGUAGGAAUGGAAAGCGGACUCAUUGAACUGUGGAAUCUCUUCGUCAAAAGAACCAACAAUGGCAGUGUUACAGUACCCAGUGUAGCAGCCUCCAUUGCUGUAAAACUUGAUCCAUUCAUGUGCCAUGUGUCUGCAGUUAACCGUCUGGCAUGGAAAACUCCCGAGAAGAGCAAAAAAUGCAAGAGCAUGCAGCUUGCUUCCUGUGGAGCUGAUCACUGUGUAAGAGUUUUUGAAAUUACUGUUUGAUUAGUCAGAUAAUUCAUUUGUAUCCACAUACAAAAUUUUGAAACCUUCUCUGCUUCCAGUCAAUAUUAAAUGUCAUCAAACCAGUCAAAAUUUACAAGCUGAAGCACCCAUGAAUUGAGAGUUGUUAUUUGUUGGCUUAUUUAUUUCAUUAUUUUGUGCCUUGUAAUGGUGGCAAGGUGUCUGCAUGAGUUCUAGA